CUACCUCUUGGAAGGGGGAGUGGCUACCCUACAUAGAUUCCCCGUCCUUCUUUUGUUUCGAUUAUUUGAUCGUCUAGCAAGAACCAGACCGGUCUGGCUUGACGCUCAUAGCGGAUCGUUGAAGUCGUCUCUCACAUUUCUCUCUUCCUUUCCGUGCAGGCCUACGUGCGAGUGCGAACGUGACAUCCACUAAAAUAGAACAUUCGUUCUCUCAAGAGACUCAACGUAAGACGUACAACUAUUCUUCCUUUAACGGUUUUGCAGAAUGUGUCCCCUGUGGCCUUUGCACAUUAUCCUGCUUUACGUGCUGUGUGUGGCUCCGCUGUUAUUGAUGGCUCAGCACGUCCACGUCGCUCAAUCGCAUCAGCAGCUCAAAGAAUUGAAAGUGGCAUUCGCUCCGGAAAUGAGCGAAAAGAUGACAGAAGGCGACAGCAAAAUGAUUGAAUUCCAAUUGGGCAACAUGCAGGAUUUCGACGACAGAUUUCUGGAGGUGGAAGUCAAGUCUAUUCAUCCGGAGAUAGCCAGCAUUCAAUACGUGGGCAAUUCAAACGAUUUCUCGCCCAAUACCAACUGGACUGGCAGUUUCAACUUAACGGCUAAAUUUCUGGGUUAUUCGCAAAUAGUCGUCAAGUUGUGGGGAAACAUUUCCACCAACAACCAGACCAAAGACAGAGAACUUGUUGCACAAUCUCAACUGGGAAAAGUGGCUGUCGUUCGUCACCCAAGGGCCAUCGACAAAGCUUUCAUUUACACCAUAGCAAUUUUGGUGUCGGUGGCUUUCAUCAAUAUGGGCUGCCUGUUGGAUUUGGAGAUUGUCAAGGCGACUCUGAAGAAACCCAUUGGACCAGUUAUUGGCUUUUGCUGUCAAUACCUUUUCAUGCCCUUGUGUGCUUUCGGACUUGCCAAACUCCUUUUAGCCGACAAUGUAGCGCUUCAGCUGGGAUUGUUUGUUACCGGAUGCAGCCCCGGAGGUGGAGGAUCUAAUUUGUGGACCUACAUCCUUGGCGGAAAUAUUCAUCUGAGCGUCACGAUGACUUUCCUUAGUACUCUGGCAGCAUUUGCGAUGAUGCCGUUCUGGACCAUGACACUUGGCCGUUUAAUUUUUGCCGAUGGACAUAUCGUUGUUCCUUACCGCAAUAUCGCUACGUUAGCGGGUGGGCUAGUGAUUCCAUUAAUGAUUGGCUUAGCGAUUCGCCGCUUUGCACCCAAGGUCGCAUGUGUUUUAGCCCGGACACUGAAACCACUUGCUGGAAUAUUCGUUUGUGUCAUUGCUAUUUUUGGCAUUUACACCAAUUUAUACAUGUUCAAACUAUUAGACACCAAGGUGUUCUUAUCCUCUUCAUGUUUGGUGCUCCUUGGCUACGCUUUUGGUGGCACAAUAGCCGCUAUUAUGCGUCAGUCUUGGCCUGAUGCCCUCACUAUUGCCAUCGAAACAGGUAUCCAGAACACUGGAAUUGCCAUUUUCAUUUUGCGCGUUACUCUGGAACAACCCGAGGCCGACAUCAACACGGUAGUUCCUGUCGCAGUUGCCAUAAUGACUCCGAUCCCGCUAGUCAUAUUGUGGGUAUUGCAGAAGUGUGUGUUAUCACGCUUCGGAAUAUGUGUAAACAAAAGCUCAGAGUUGAAUACCUGUCCGGUCACGCACUUGGAAGCUGGACAGCAAAUCGACGGCAGUGGUGAGAAAUUUCUCCCACUUGACAAUGAUGUACCUGCGAAUGCCUAUGGGACGGCGACGGCCAGUUAAUAAUCAAAUUAGAAUUUUCUUUAGCGUUGCUUGUAGUUUAGUAGAUGUUAAGUUUCACAAAUGCCAUCAGCAUCCGGUAGGAUUUACCGUCUCAAUUUGAUGUUAGGGUUUUCAUUGGGAGUUCAGAUAUAUGUACAUCAAUUCACAAUAAAUUGGUUGGUGUAUUGUG
Molecule: messenger RNA, 1913 nt
Organism: Daphnia pulex (common water flea)
Lineage: Eukaryota; Metazoa; Arthropoda; Branchiopoda; Diplostraca; Daphniidae
Product: ileal sodium/bile acid cotransporter-like
Exons: 6
Coding region: 266-1744 (492 amino acids)
Cellular component (GO): membrane
Source: RefSeq, a predicted model, not a curated record